GUUCACAUUUCCUUCUCAUGAUUGUUUUGGGGAGGCAUGUUAAAGGAAAUGGACAUCACCUUCUGAACAUGCUGAUACAAUAGCAUGUAUUACAUGCAGGGAAACAGCUACAACUCAAAUUACCACCAUGGAAAGUAGCAUCAAGCCAAAAACUAAGUUGGAUCAUGUUGAUCAAGCAUCUACCUGUGUUGUAUACAAGGGCAAGGAUACUGAUAUAAAAAAGCAAAUCUACAAUGGUACUCAACAGUUGCUAGAUUUGGGUCCAAGCUCUACCAAAGCUGGUGUUGAUGUAAUCGAGCAAUUCAGGAAGGAUAUUCAGGAUGAUCAUCUUACUGAGGUUUUUAUAAGCAAAAACGACAAAAUAAAUAAUUCGAAAACUAACUCAUUUUGUGAAGAUAGAGGCUCUAACAGCACUGAUGACCAAAAGGCUGAUGUUAGUUUGAAACGAAUAACUAGUAAAGAUAAUCAGUCGAAAACUGGCCUAGAUCAUGAAGACCAAUGCUCUACCAGGACGGUUGACCAAAAGGCUGAUAAUUUAAAAGUUAUUACCAGCAAGGAUACUCAGGAGUCGAAAAGCUACUCAGAUCGGGAUGAUCAAAGCUAUGCCAGCACAAGUGAUAAAAAGGCUCAUCAAUUAAAUAGAACAACCAGCAAAGAUAGACAGUCGGAAGCAGAUUCAGAUUGUGAUGAUCAAAGCUCAACCAGUGAAGGAGAUAAAAAGGUUGAUGAUGAUUUAAUAAGGACAACCAGCAGGGUUACAAAGUCGGAAGCUGACUCAGUUCAUGAUAAUCAAAGCACUUCUAGUGGAGAUGAUAAAAAGGCUGAUGAUGAUUUAAAAGGGACAAUCAGAAAAAGUACUCAGUCAGACACAGACUCAUGCUCUACCAGUUCAGCUUUAAUAGCAAUUAGCAAGGAUAGUCAGUCAUCUGACUCAUCUCAGAAUGAUGAAAGCUCUUCCAGUAUAGAAAAUCAAAAGGCUGAUGAUGAUUUAAAAGGGUCAACCAUGGAAACUCAGUCAAAAAGCAAUGAGGCUCUUGAUGUUCAACGUUCAGCUCGCAUGGUGGACAAAAAGGCUGAUGAUUUAACAAUGGAAAACACUGAUUUAAAUCAAGAUGUCCAAGGCUCAGCCGGUAUAGUUGACAAAAACUCGGAUUUGACAAAGCCAGCCAGCACUGUUAAGUUAAAGAUAAAAACUGUCUCAGACUAUAAUGAUCAAGCGUCUACCAGUAUGUCUCAAAAAAAGGCUGAUGAUUUCAUAAAUUCCACCAUUAAACAUAGUCAGCAGCGUGCUGAAAAAGAUGAAGUUUAUGAAAUAAAUUUUGGCCUAUGUCCUUAUCCUUCACCCAUGCUAUCAGUGCCUAUCAAUUCCAGGGGAUCCUUUAAAGGAGAGAAAAACGAUUCAAUAUUUGCUCAGCCUGUUACACCUAUAAAUUAUAAUAAUGAAAUACCUAACAAUGUUGUAAAUCAACAAUCAAAUUCUAAAAAUGUUCCUAAUAAUAUGUGUUCGAUUGAGAAGGAACAAGAAAAACACAGUGAUGGAUUUCUGGAACGAAUAAAAAAAAAGCGAGAGUUUAUCAGGCAUUCCUUAUUUGAUGAAAGUGACGACACCAAAGAAAUGAUGUUAAAAGUGAGCACAAGUAAAACCACAGGAAAGAAAGAUGGCAUAGAAGUUAUAUAUGGGCAAGACUCCACCAGAAAUGAGGCGUGCUGUGGAAAUUGUGGUCAAACUCACAAUAGCAUACAGCCUUCACGAGAAAUAUUAAAGCGCAUGAUGCGAGAUCAUAACUUAAAUUUCAAGAUACCUCUUGUUUUCAACAUGUUGGAUCACACCGAUUCACUCGGUGAAAUCAAUCCGGACACAAAUUGUUGUACCUUCCCUGGGAAAAACGUUAAAGCUGAAGAACUUCUGGUCUACAUGAAAUUAAAAAGCGAGGUGUUGAAAGAUUUAAGAAGCUCUUUUGAUCAUGCAGUAAGAAAUAGUUUGAACAAUUCGAGCCAUCCAGGCACUCCAAAUCAAGAACAAAACCAAAACAUCUUAUACAUACAAAAAGAGCCUCAAAAUUCAAAAAACACUAAAAGGGGGCAAGAUAAAAAUACAUGA
Messenger RNA from Cimex lectularius (bed bug), 2101 nucleotides. RefSeq lists its product as uncharacterized. Lineage: Eukaryota; Metazoa; Arthropoda; Insecta; Hemiptera; Cimicidae. The transcript has 22 exons. The record is from RefSeq and is a predicted model, not a curated record. The coding region runs from base 128 to 2101 and encodes 657 amino acids.